GGCGGCGCGACCCGGGGGGCGGGCUCUGGGCGCGGGAAUCCCAGCGGAUUCCGGACAGGCGGAUGACCCCCAGCCCUACCCUUGGUGCCGCCUCCUCCUCUCUCCUUUCUCCUCCUGCAGCCAGCGCACCUGUGUCCUCUCUAGGAAGGGGUGGGGAGGGGCGUCUGGAGAGGACCCCCGCGAAUGUCCGCGUGACGGGCAGUCCGCCUGGGGCUGUUCCGGCCUGCGGGGAACAUGGGCGUGCUCAGGGUCGGACUGUGCCCUGGCCUUACCCAGGAGAUGAUCCAGCUUCUCAGGAGCCGCAGAAUCAAGACAGUGGUGGACCUGGUUUCUGCAGACCUGGAGGAGGUAGCUCAGAAAUGCGGCUUGUCUUACAAGACAUGGAGGGCGCACUCAAGUGGUAACCUGGGAGGAUUACAGCUGCCUCAGGUCCCCGCAGGGAGAUCGUGGAGUGGGGCCAGGAAUGCUCUGAAGAAGGCAGGACUUGGGCAUGGAGGAACAGAUGGACUUUUGCUGAAUGCUUUCUGUGAACGAGGCACUGCAUUCAGCACUUCACGCCUUGAUAAACUGCUUGAUGCUGGUCUCUAUACUGGAGAAGUGACUGAAAUUGUAGGAGGCCCAGGUAGCGGCAAAACUCAGGUAUGUCUUUGUGUGGCAGCAAAUGUGGCCCAUGGCCUGCAGCAAAACGUCCUAUAUGUAGAUUCCAAUGGAGGGCUGACAGCUUCCCGCCUCCUCCAGCUGCUUCAGGCUAAAACGCAGGAUGAGGAGAAACAGGCAGAAGCUCUCCAGAGGAUCCAGGUGGUGCAUGCGUUUGACAUCUUCCAGAUGCUGGAUGUGCUGCAGGAGCUCCGAGCCACUGUGGCCCAGCAGGUGACUGGUUCUUCAGGAACUGUGAAGGUGGUGGUUGUGGACUCGGUCACUGCGGUGGUCUCCCCACUUCUGGGAGGUCAGCAGAGGGAAGGCUUGGCCUUGAUGAUGCAGCUGGCCCAAGAGCUGAAGACCCUGGCCCUGGACCUUGGCAUGGCAGUGGUGGUGACCAACCACAUAACUCGAGACAGGGACAGUGGGAGGCUCAAACCUGCCCUUGGACGCUCCUGGAGCUUUGUGCCCAGGACUCGGAUCCUCCUGGACACCAACGAGGGAGCAGGAGCAUCAGGUGGCCGGCGCAUGGCGUGUCUGACCAAAUCUUCCCGACAGCCAACAGGUUUCCAGGAGAUGGUAGACAUUGGGACCUGGGGGACCUCAGAGCAGAGCGCCACGUUACAGGGUGAUCAGACAUGACCUGUGCUGUUGUUUGGGAAACAGGGAAGCAUUGGGGACCCCUCCCAACUUUUCUUCCCGGUAAUGCCUGCUGUUUACUGUCACCUGGCACUGGUGACUACAGAUGUUCUCAGGCUGGCCAGAAGAGACAUCUUGGGUUCCUUGGCCUCACUCUCUGUAAGCAUAUAAACCACAGGCGAAAGAGGAUGCUGCAUUGCGAGGACCCAGAAAUUCAUACUGGUGCCAUGUUUCCUUCCCUUAUUUCUAACAUGUAUGUUUCCGGUGGAAACCAAGUUCACCCUGGCUGGGAGCAUCUCUGAAGAGGCAUGCUGGCGACUGGAUGGAUAGCCCUGUGCAUCACCAUUGUGUCCUGUGCUCCCUCCUAGCACAGUGGCCAAGCCGGGAAAGCCUCUAACUUGCCUUUGCUGCUGCUGCUGCUGCUUUUUUUUUUUUUGUCUCUGCCUUUCCAUUUGUUAGAUGGGGGCCCACUCUUCCUUAGCUCUGUCUCUGAGUUACUGGGUGGAAAUAAGCUUAUAAAUGAAAUACUCUUCUUCAUCUCUGUUUUGCUCUUAAAAAUAUAAAAAGGCAAUUCCCCCAGCCCUAGAGCCACCUGAUUUCCCCUUAGAAGGCUGUUUUUCAGUUUCCCCCAGUGAGGCCCAAAGAACAGUUUAUUCCUCCUUUCCUCUUGCUGAUUUGGUUUCAGACCUGCCUGCAUCACCAUGACUAGGUGAGAACGUGUGGGCUCACUGCAGUCCCAGGGAUAUAAUUUAACAGAAAGGGAGGAUAUGACCUGUUCCUGGUGAAUCCAGCCACUCGUUUAAUAUGCAUGGUGCCCUGUGGGGCCCCUCCACAGUACAGCGUAACCAGAGGUGCUGAACCAUGGCCUUGCCCAUAAACAGACAGAGGAGAAUUUGCACAGUAAAUAGAGCCAGCUGGGAAAAUUGAUGCUGACGUAAAUAAUACAUGGCAAAUCUAGUCCUUUAUGCAGAAAUUCAUUGCUGGUGGCUCCAAGAUGCAAUAUAAUUACACCUCUCUUCCUGCCAGCUGUACCACAGCUAGUUCCCUAGUGUAUGAAAUAAUCCCCCUGUCUUUCACCAGCACUGUGGCCAUCGGUCUGAGAGCCAUGACCCUGGCUGGGAGGGGAGGAAGACACCAGGGAAUGGAAAAUAAAAGGAAAAGUAGAGAAAUGAUCAGGAUUGUUUACUGGCCACAUCUUUUAAAGGAAGGUCGUCUUUCUUGGUUAGAGAGCCUGUUGUGAAAUUAAUCAGUUAUGUCUUGGCUGCAGGAAAGGAGUGUCAGAAUUACACUCAGAAAGUAAUGACAUUUAGAGGUGAUGAAUGCAGCAGGGAUAGAACCAUGGAGGAUUGGGAAGGAAUGGCAAACUGGCACCAGGGUGUUGGAUUGAGGACAGGGUUGGUAAGCCUAAGCCUGGGGGAACCCUAGUGCUUGCUUUCACAGAAGACCCCAGGAGAAAUUAAUCUUCAGUAUCUUUAUACCAUGAGUGAUUGGCACAUUCCUGCAACCACAGUAAGAUGCAAUACAUGAAGCUGGAAAUUGCAAAUUCCUGCCACUCAAGGUACUAUUUGGGCAUCUUAAGCCCACAGCAGACAUCACCAAUUGGGCACAAGCACUCUUUUUUGUGGAAGUCAAAGUGUUUUUAGAAGUUUUUCUCAAUACAACACUCCAGGUAGCCACUACCAGUCAGUUGGAGUUGGUAUUCAAGGUGGAGUCUGGUUGCCAUCUCUGCCCUGUUCCCCUUAUGUAGUGAGUUCAGGUACUUAAUACCUAACUGAGGACCCUAGGACUGCAGUUUGAGAUCAUCUGGGGCUAGGCACAGUGGCUCACACCUAUAAUGGAGCACUUUGGGAGCCUGAGGCAGGAGGAUCACUUGAGCCCAGGAGUUUAAGAGUUUAAAAUCAGCCUGGGCAACAUGAUGAGACAUCGUUUCUAUAAAAAUUUGUUUUUUUUUUUUGAGACGGAGUCUCGCUCUCUCACCCAGGCUGGAGUGCAGUGGCGCGAUCUCGGCUCACUGCAAGCUCCGCCUCCCGGGUUCACGCCAUUCUCCUGCCUCAGCCUCUCCGAGUAGCUGGGACUACAGGCGCCCGCCACCACGCCCGGCUAAUUUUUUUUUGUAUUUUUAGUAGAGACGGGGUUUCACCGUGGUCUCGAUCUCCUGACCUCAUGAUCCGCCCGCCUCGGCCUCCCAAAGUGCUGGGAUUACAAGCGUGAGCCACCGCGCCCGGCCUUAUAAAAAUAUUUUUUAAAUUAGCUAGGCAUGGUGAUGUGCACCUGUGGUCCCCGCUACUUGGGAGCCUGAGGCAGGAGAAUCGCUUGAACCUUGGAGGUUGUGGCUGCAGUGAGCCCUGAUCGCACCACUAUACCCCAGCUCGGGUAACAGAGCAAGACCGUCUCAAGGAAAAAAAAAUCAUCUGGCCCAUCCUGUUACUUAACAGAGAAGGUACCCGAGGCUCAAAAAGGAUGACUGACAGUCCUAGUGGCAGAAUGGAGGUGGGAGCUGGAACCCAGAACUUGAUUCCUAGGCCAGGACUCUUUUUUUUUUUUUAAUCCCCACAUUGGCCGGGUGUGGUGGCUCACGCCUGUAAUCCCAGCAUUUUGGGAAGCCGAGGUGGAUGGAUCACCUAAGGUCAGGAGUUCCAGACCAGCCUGACCAACAUGGUGAAACCCUGUCUGUACUAAAAAUACAAAAAUUAGCCAGGCAUGGUGGCCCAUUUCCUGUAAUCCCAGCUACUCAGGAGGCUGAGGCAGAAUCGCUUGAACCUGGGAGGCAGAGGUUGCAGGGAGCUGAGAUGGCGCCACUGCACUGCUCAGGCUGGAGCCUGAGCAACAGAGUGAGACUCCGUCUCAAAAAAAAAAAAAAAAAAAUUAGCCAGGCAUCGUGGCGCAUGCCUGUAAUCCCAGCUCCUUGGGAGGCUGAGUGGGGAGGAUCACUUGAGCCCAAGAGGCAGAGGUUGCAAUGACCCGAGAUCAUGCCACUGCACUCCAGCCUGGGCAACAGAGACUCUGUUUCAAAAAGAAAAAAAAAAAAAUCUCCACAUUUAAUUUCAUUUAAUUUCCAGUCCAUACAGUUCUAUUCCUGCUAGGGUUGUAACUCCAGCUGAAGGCACCAUAGCUCUCACUCAAGGAGUUUCUGUGGCCAUGGGAAGGUGUUGCAUUCACGGCUACUUCAGACCACCACGUGACAUUCCUGCAGGCUGUGCCCCUCACAGCCGGCUUCAUCCUUUGGCUCCUCCUAGACCAGGGCUUUGUCUUGCCUGCCUGCUGCCACUGCACUCUCUGUUCCGGCCACAGCACACUGUGCAGUCCCCUGGUAGGACUUGGGCUAGGCUGGCUCUCCUGUCCAAAUGCCUUUUGCUCCCUUUGCUUAUGUGUCUGUGGCUGCCCAGCUCCCACUGUGUCUGGUGCACACCCACCCUGACAUCCGUUUUUAUGCCUCAGCUGUGAUCUAGAUAGAUGCUUACAGUAACCCCCCUGUAUUAUUUAUUCACUUGUACUUUCUGUUCACGUGUCUGCCUACAGGCUCCCACUUUUUGUCACUUUUUCUCUUUAUACAUUAUGGAAGCUCAGUAAUUAUUAAAUAGAUGAAUGAUGUUUUAAAAAUAUAUUUUAAAAAAAGCAAA
Molecule: messenger RNA, 4898 nt
Organism: Symphalangus syndactylus (siamang)
Lineage: Eukaryota; Metazoa; Chordata; Mammalia; Primates; Hylobatidae
Gene: RAD51D
Product: RAD51 paralog D
Biological process (GO): double-strand break repair via homologous recombination; telomere maintenance; reciprocal meiotic recombination
Cellular component (GO): Rad51B-Rad51C-Rad51D-XRCC2 complex; replication fork; microtubule organizing center
Molecular function (GO): ATP-dependent DNA damage sensor activity; ATP hydrolysis activity; single-stranded DNA binding
Source: RefSeq, a predicted model, not a curated record